This is a messenger RNA of Orycteropus afer afer, 1882 nucleotides long. It is a transcript of the gene TTC5, whose product is annotated as tetratricopeptide repeat domain 5. Gene Ontology annotation, molecular function: protein binding. The record is from RefSeq and is a predicted model, not a curated record. NCBI's taxonomy places the organism in Eukaryota, Metazoa, Chordata, Mammalia, Tubulidentata, Orycteropodidae.
GAGUGGAUAUGCGUCUCUGUGGUUGUAAAGUUGGGGGCGGAGAAGCCAAGAGUGCCUGGGAAUGAUGGCUGAUGAAGAGGAAGAAGUCAAGCUGGUCUUGCAGAAAUUGCAGGAACUGGUGGAUCAGCUCUAUUCAUUUCGAGACUGCUAUUUUGAGACACACAGUGUUGAGGAUGCUGGGAGGAAGCAGCAGGAUGUGCAGAAGGAGAUGGAGAAGACGCUACGGCAGAUGGAGGAAGUAGUGGGCUCUGUCCAGGGUAAUGCCCAGGUUCUGAUGCUAACUGGAAAGGCACUGAAUGUGACUCCUGCCUACAGCCUUAGGGCUGAGGAGCUUCUGUCAAAGGCUGUGAAGCUGGAGCCUGAGCUGGUGGAAGCCUGGAACCAGCUGGGUGAGGUGUACUGGAAGAAAGGGGAUGUUGCAGCUGCCCACACCUGCUUCUCAGGAGCCCUCACCCAUUGCAAGAACAAAGUCUCCCUACAAAACCUGUCAAUGGUGCUUCGCCAACUGCGGACUGACAAUGGAGACGAACACUCUCGCCAUGUCAUGGACAGUGUCCGACAGGCCAAGUUGGCUGUGCAGAUGGAUGUCCAUGAUGGCCGCUCCUGGUAUAUCCUGGGGAAUGCAUACCUUUCGCUUUACUUCAAUACUGGCCAGAGCCCUAAGAUCUCCCAGCAAGCCCUCAGUGCCUAUGCCCAAGCAGAGAAGGUUGACAGGACAGCUUCCAGCAAUCCUGACCUUCACCUGAACAGGGCAACGUUGCAUAAAUAUGAAGAGAGUUAUGGGGAGGCCCUGGAAGGCUUCUCUCGGGCUGCAGCACUGGACCCUGCCUGGCCAGAGCCCCAGCAACGGGAGCAACAGCUUCUGGAAUUCCUGGCUAGAUUAACCAGCCUCCUUGAGAGCAAGGGAAAGGUAAAGACCAAAAAGUUGCAGAGCAUGCUGGGAAGCUUACGCCCAGCCCAUCUAGGUCCUUGUGGUAAUGGGUGCUAUCAGUCAGCCUCUGGGCAGAAGGUGACCCUGGAGCUCAAGCCCCUGAGUGCGUUGCAGCCUGGUGUGAACGGUGGUGCUGUAGUCCUGGGAAAAGUGGUGUUUAGCCUCACCACAGAGGAGAAAGUCCCUUUUACAUUUGGCCUGGUAGAUUCAGAUGGACCUUGCUAUGCAGUAAUGGUAUAUAACAUAGUGCAGAGCUGGGGAGUGCUCAUUGGAGACUCUGUGGCCAUCCCGGAGCCCAACCUUCGGCUUCACCGAAUUCAGCACAAAGGAAAGGAUUAUUCCUUUCCCAGUGUUCGUGUGGAGACACCUCUCCUGCUAGUGGUGAAUGGGAAGCCUCAGGGCUCCGGCAGCCAGGCUGCUGCCACGGUAGCAUCGCGGCCACAGUGCGAAUGACUUUCCCUGUCUCAAAGCUAAAGAAGGAGUGGAGGCGAAGGCAUAAACUCAAGGGACUUGGGGGCUGGACCAGCCACAUGCAAUGACACCCCAGGGUGGGGAUGGGGAUGUUUUAGGUGAAGACUUCCUUUUCUUUGCCCAUAAGGCACACUACGUCCCUUCUUUCUCUCUUUCUGCCAUUAUGUUUGACUCCUUCCAGGGCUGCAUACUCCCCCGUGGUGUCUCUCCUGCCUCUUUCACUGCUCUCUCUGUUUUAGGCAAAGAGCAUUGACUUGGUAGAGGUGUUGGAAUCUUGCUAUAGGACAGAGUCCCCAAGGUUCCUUUUUUUGCCUCCUUCCUGAGCCUCAUGUGUAUAUAUCAGUUCAGUAUUUAUUGCUAAGGGAGGAAGUUUAAUUUUUUAAUGGCUUGGUUUUUGAGCAAUUUUUAGUUUUAUUUUUAAAAUUUAGGUCCUUUCCCUCUUUGAGGCUGGAACAGAAUUAAAUGCAUUUGGAAAAAAAA